This is a messenger RNA of Chiroxiphia lanceolata (lance-tailed manakin), 1089 nucleotides long. It is a transcript of the gene FBXL22, whose product is annotated as F-box and leucine rich repeat protein 22. Gene Ontology annotation, molecular function: protein binding. The coding region runs from base 38 to 718 and encodes 226 amino acids. The record is from RefSeq and is a predicted model, not a curated record. The transcript has 2 exons. Lineage: Eukaryota; Metazoa; Chordata; Aves; Passeriformes; Pipridae.
CCACAGCCCAGGAGACUGGGACUGUUCCAGCCCUGCCAUGCACAUCACCCAGCUGAACCGGGAAUGCCUCUUGCACCUCUUCUCGUUUCUGGACAAAAACAGUAGGAAAAAUUUAGCAAAGACAUGUCACAAGUUGCUAGAAGUGUUUGAGGAUCCUUUACUGUGGCCUUUGUUGAACUUCCAUUCUCCAGUGGAACUAAAGAAGGAUAAUUUUCUCCUGGGACCUGCUUUAAAAUACUUAUCCAUCUGCUGGUAUUCAGAGAGAGUCAAGGUGUGUAACAUUGAGGACUGGAUGAAAAACAGUUUCCAGAGAGACUUCUGUAACAGGCAUGAGAACACUGUCAGGGAUUUUUUACUACAGGUUUGCAACAGGUGUCCAAACCUGCUGUCCCUGACCCUGUCUGGAUGUGGCCAUGUCACAGACGACUCCAUCCUGCUGCUCCUCAAGAGCUGCCCCAAGCUGAGGACACUCAAGCUGGAGAACUGUGUGCGGAUCACGGACCGGAGCCUGCAGGCCGUGACCCUGCACGGGGGGGCCCUGCACACCCUGCACGUGGAUUUCUGCAGGAACAUCACCCAGGCUGGGCUGCAGAGGGUCAGGGAACAGUGUCCUUCAGUGAUGCUGAGAGCAGAGAGAAGUGCCAACAUGAUCCCAGACAGCCAGCCAGACAAAAAGCUGAGGCUUGAAAGAGCAUCAAGAAAGCUGGUUGAGCUUUAGGUGCAGCAGAUUGUGGGGUGGGGAUGAUCAGGGUGGGUAUCUCACCUCACCUGAACUCGGGAGCAAUGACCUGUGGCACUUCCCUGCCUUCUGGUUGAGUCCAAACAAAUGGCUGGUUUGUUUUGUUAAGGGUGCACUGGGAAAAGGCAUUUCCACCAGGAAAAAAACGUUUGCUCUCUGUUGUUCCUUGAAACUGGAAACCCUGCCCUGCUGUCACACAAUGCCAGACCUGCCCCAAACUGCAGUUUGGGUCCCUCCUGGGGUGGUGAGUGCAAUGCACCUCACUCAGGAGGGAGCAGCAGAUCUUUGAUUGAGGCCAAAUUAUAAUUCGACAGAGUUCAAUAAAUUUGAUGGAAUUUAACAAAGUUUCA